Molecule: messenger RNA, 2781 nt
Organism: Poecilia latipinna (sailfin molly)
Lineage: Eukaryota; Metazoa; Chordata; Actinopteri; Cyprinodontiformes; Poeciliidae
Product: matrilin-2-like
Exons: 13
Molecular function (GO): calcium ion binding
Source: RefSeq, a predicted model, not a curated record
UGUUAUUUAGCCAUUGACUUGUGCGCUGAGGAAAAACAUGACUGUCAACAAGUCUGUGUCUACUCGGGGCCCGGCGUCUUCACCUGCGACUGCAACAAGGGAUACAGACUCAAUGGGGACAAGAAGACCUGCACACCCAUUGACCUGUGCGCUGAGGAAAAAGAUGACUGUCAACAAGCCUGUGUCUACAUGGGACCGGGCGUCUUCUCCUGCGACUGCAACGAGGGAUACAGACUCAACGGGGAUGAGAAGACCUGCUCACCCAUUGACCUGUGCGCUGAGGGAAAACAUGGCUGUGAACAAGUCUGUGUCUACAUGGGACCGGGCGUCUUCACCUGCGACUGCAACGAGGGAUACAGACUCAACGUGGACGAGAAGACCUGCUCACCCAUUGACCUGUGCGCUGAGGGAAAACAUGGCUGUGAACAAGUCUGUGUCUACUCGGGGCCCGGCAUCUUCACCUGCGACUGCAACGAGGGAUACAGACUCAACGGGGACAAGAAGACCUGCACACCCAUUGACCUUUGUGCUGAGGGAAAACAUGACUGUGACCACGUCUGUGUGAACAUGGGCCCGGGCAUCUUCACCUGCGACUGCAAAAAGGGAUACAGGCUCAAUGAGGAUGAGAAGAGCUGCUCAGCCAUUGACCUCUGUGCUGAGGGGAAACAUGACUGUGAACAGAUCUGCAUCAGCACCCCGGGCGUCUUCACCUGUGAUUGUAACAAAGGAUUCAAACUCAACAGGGACAAGAGGACUUGCACAAACAUGGACAUGUGCAACACGGUGAAGCACGGCUGUGACUACCAGUGUGUAAACACCCCUGGAUCUUACCACUGUAUCUGUCCUGAAGGACAACUGCUUCAGGAUGAUGGCAAGACAUGCGGCACUUGCAAGUCUGCAAACAUCGACCUGGUGCUUCUGAUCGACGGCUCUAAGAGCGUCCGCCCUCAAAACUUUGAGCUCGUCAAAAAGUUUGUCAAUCAGGUUGUCGACUCUCUGGACGUGUCUGCUCAUGGUACCAGAGUCGGUCUGGUUCAGUACUCCAGCCGGGUCAGGACAGAGUUCCCACUCAACAUGUACCACACUGCUGAAGACAUCAAAGCUGCAGUCAUGAAGGUUGACUACAUGGAAAAAGGAACAAUGACAGGUCUGGCACUUAAACACAUGCUGGAGUACAGCUUCUCAGAAGCAGAAGGCGCCCGUCCAGCCAGUCGCAACAUCCCCCGCAUUGGACUGGUUUUCACAGACGGGCGAUCCCAAGAUGACAUCAGCGAAUACGCCAAAAAGGCUAAAGAAGCCGGAAUCACCAUGUAUGCUGUUGGUGUGGGCAAAGCUGUGGAAGAUGAGCUGCGUGAGAUUGCCUCUGAUCCUGUGGAAAAACAUUUCUAUUACACGACAGAUUUCAGUGCCAUCAACACCAUCGCAGACAACCUCAAACUUAAUGUGUGCCCAGCGGAGAGUCAGGGGGAGGUUGAAGUAAAGGAUCCAUGUGCCUGUGAGAACCUGGUGGAGUUCCAGCAGGCCACCAUGAACAGCCUGGAUCAGUUCACACAAAAACUAGCUUCUAUGGCUGCCCGUUUGGAGCAACUGGAGAACCAGCUCCUGUCCAGGAAGUGAUGUGGUCAAACAGAGUGACCACACAGGACAGCAGGAAAACCGGAGGGAAAAAGAAGAAAAAGACUCAUCCUGGAAAACUUUAACCAACUGGGAUCUACAGCAUGACACCUCUCACAUUAAACUGAUGAUUUUACAACACCUUCACAGAUCUUAGGAACUCUGUUAGAAAUAUGUUACAGUUUAUGGUUUGGGGAAAAAAAUAUUUCUGUUGUAGCUGUAAGUGGUAUAGAUGAAUAAAAUUCCCAAACACCAAUGUACAAUGUAGCUGUAAAAAAUGUUGUAUUAAAAAAAAAAAAAAAAAAUACAACCUCAAAACUUGCCCCUGUUUUACAGUGUUCUUUUACACAGAACAUAAUCAAUACCUUUGUUUAUUAAACAGCAUUUUGUUACUGGUUUAUUUCUAACAAGCACGCCAAUCUAAGCAGGGUGUCUGUUUUUUGUAAACUAGAUGUAAUGAAUGUAUUUUAGGUACAAGACGUCAGCUCACAGUUAAAUUAUCAAGUUUCUUUAUAGUCACAGUCAUUCAGUGCACUAUUUAUACCGAACCCUUUUUACAGUUUGACAAAAUAUGUAUUGAUGGCAGGUUGCAGUUUUUAAUUUAAUUUUUUUAACCAGCAGCAGAAACACAAAGACACCAAAGCAGGACACGAGUUCUUGAUGCCACUUCUAUCAACUCUCUGGUUUAUGUCACAUAACAUUUUUUAUGUUUUGCCUCCAGAGCAAAUUCUCAAACCAAAUCAUCAAAAAGUAGAAAUGGUUUUAAUAUAAAAGGGAAUUUAAGAAAUUUUGAGUCUUAAUGUUUACUGAAGCUGUGGUGUUAAUUCAAUAGAGAAAUCUGCCAAUGCUGAAGGACUUACUGCUUUUAUUUUUUAAGAAUAUUUAUAAUUUUAAGCAUUUAUCAAAUAUUCUGAAAUAUAAUAUAUAUAUAUUUGAGAAGCUACAUUAUUUGAUUUUAGAAAUUUCAUCCUAAAUCGAUAGAAAUUUCUUGUUAGUUUAGGUGUUUAAUUAUUUUGGUUUGUACCAAUAAUACCAACAUAAAUUUAUAGCCCUUAAUUUUGGAAUAUCUGUAUAAUUUUGUAUAUUUUCUGAUAACUACUUUUGUAUUUUUGUAAUGAAACUUUGUAUCAAACCAAAGAGGGCAAUAAAGGACUAAACAUUUUGCUG